AUUUUAAGAGGAUCACAAUAGGUAAAUCCCAGACUUCCAUGACAACGGGAGUGGCUCUCUGUAUGCGCGUGUGCGCGCGCAUGUGUGUGUGGCGGUGCAAUCACUGACAGCGGCGGCAACUCCUCCUCAGUAGCGCUGCAGACCCGCGGAAAACCAUGCAAGCAGGACAAUCGCUGUCUGUGCCAUGCUGAGCAUUUCCCCGAUUCUUCUGCUGGCUCUGACCACCGCUGCUGGACUCUUUCAGUGCUCCCAAGGCUGGAGCGACGAGGAUCUCUUGCUUCCACCAAUCAACUCUACCAACAGGUUCCUAGCUAACUUGGAGGUGGACGUGAGGUAUUCCAAAAGAUCUGUGGAGGAGAGCGAAGCCUCAUCCGAGACCUCGCUUCAGCCUCUGUGUAACGUAAGCGUCCAGAGGCUCUUGCCCACCUCGCUGGUGGCUCGCUGGGACAAGCACUUUGGUUUUCAAUGCGAUGUGCUCAUCUAUACCACAAACAACCAUGGCAGAGCUUUCUUCUCUGCCGCUUUCAAUCGGGUCGUCUCACCUGUUGUCAUCGAGCAUUUGGGAGUCUCCGGUGGGCAACAGGAAUUCAGGUUGUGCGUCGGAUGUGGACUCUCACGGAACAGGCGGUUUGGGCAAUCCAGAUCUCACUCACUGCAGACGGGAGAUCCCCUGAAUUUUUGCUGCCUUGACUUUGGCUUGGAUGAGCUCAAAGGGGAUAAGAGCUGGAGGCUGAACCGCAAGCCAAUUGAGUCUACUCUCGUGGCUUGUUUCAUGACUUUAGUUAUCAUCGUGUGGAGCGUUGCUGCCCUCAUAUGGCCGGUCCCUAUUAUUGCAGGAUUUCUGCCCAAUGGAAUGGAACAGAGGAGACCGAGAUAAGAGUAAAAAUAAUAAUUUCUCACGUUAUUCCUGAAGGGAUA
This is a messenger RNA of Megalops cyprinoides (Indo-Pacific tarpon), 918 nucleotides long. Its product is annotated as transmembrane protein 158. The record is from RefSeq and is a predicted model, not a curated record. The transcript has a single exon. Bases 185 to 877 code for a protein of 230 amino acids. NCBI's taxonomy places the organism in Eukaryota, Metazoa, Chordata, Actinopteri, Elopiformes, Megalopidae.